CCAGGCGCACGCUUAGCAACGGCGUGAGGACGCGUCGCGCUAUUAAUGUUUAACCGGGCCCCAAUCAUUCACUCCCACGCGUUACACCACAACUAUUAGCACGUACUACUACUACUACUAGUGUUACUGCUACAGUUAUUGCCUAUUGCAGGCGAUUAAGCGCUGCGUUAUGAGCUGGCGUCGUGAGUAGAAACCCUCGGGGUUCGUGCUCCUGCAAGCUCAACAGGGCCGUUGCAGUGCUUCAGGAUGAGCAGCAGUGACCAUGAAGAUGAUGGAGAGUGGAACGAAGAAGAGGAGGAAGAGGAGGAGGAAACAGAAGAUGCGGAGCAGCUGGAAAAAUCAGAGAGAGAUGAGGAGAGGGUGGAGGUGGGGAGUGGGAAGGAGGAGGAGGAGGAGGGAGAGGAAGGUGCAUGGGAGGGAGAUGAAGGGGACUAUGAGGAUGCAUUGGCACCGGUUGAAAUUCGGGGACCCUUCCUCCCUUGCCCACCUCCCAUCUCCUCUCUCCAGCAGAGCUUUGUGGAGGUGUCUGCCAGCCCAGCCUUCCACUGCCUCGAUCAGCUGUUUCACGCAGGCCAGAUCACGGGUGCACGCGUUGCCCAGCUCAAGGAGCUGUACAGCCGCUUGCAGGAAUCUUUCAAACUGACCCGCGACUCGGAGGAGGCGCUGCUCCGGGAGACGAAGCGCUACACAGAGGAGCUGCAGGGCCAGAGGGGGCAGCUGGAGAGUGCCGACGCCUUCCCCGACGGGCAGAGCACGGACGUGGGGCGGCUCCGCUCCCAGCUGCUGCGUCACCACAAUGCCCUGUCUCAGAGCGAGGAGACCCACACUCAGCUGCACUACAAGAUCCAGAGUUUACAAGAUGAGAAGAAUUUGCUUCAAAAGGAAUAUGAACGCAUGCCAAAGCCAGGGGAUCUGGAGAGAAAGGCCAAGCUGGUCAUGGAGGGCUGCGAAGAUCUACGUAGGGAGGUGUCCCAGCGCAAGGCAGAGGUGCAGAGUCUGCAGGAGGAGCUGGAAAGCAGGAAAGGGCAAAUGAUUCGGGAGCAGAAGAGCCUGAACCAGCAGAAGAUUCUGCGGGAAAAUCUUAAGAAUGAACUGGUCCAGAUCCACAUGGUUCCCGGAGAGAUUAUGAAGGAGAUCAAGGCGGUGGAGCACAAAAAACAGGAGCAGGAGGAGCGGCGGGCGGCGCUGGAGGCGCAGAGCCGAGAUGCCCAGGCCGCACUGGCGGGGGCAGCGGUGCGGGCGGAGGAGGCACGGCACGAGGCGGUAGCGGUGGCAGAAGAGCUGGACGCUCGGCGUACGCAGCUGGACGCGCAGCGGCACGAGCUGCAGAGGCUGGCACGAGACCUCGCCUUCGCUGGAGAGCGGGAGGCCCAGCGCCUGGGCGACCGGGCCACGUGCGACCUGCGUCUGCGCCACGCCGGCGUCGAGAAGAGGGCGCAGCACGAGCUCCUGCUGCAGCGCGAGCGCGAGAAGGAGCGCGAGCUGCGCGCCCUCGCCAAGGCCGACAAGCAGUUGAAGGCGGCGCGUGACGCGCUGGCGCUCGUGCAGAGCGCGCAUGCCAAGACGCAUGCGCAGGUCGACUCCAUGCCCCAAGAUGACGGUUCCAACGUACACAGAAUCAAGGAAUUGCGCGAUGACAUUGAAGCAAAGAAAAGGCAAUUGUUAAAGGAGGAGUCACUGAGCGAAGCGGAGGCACGUGCCGUGGAGGCUCAGCUGGCGGAGGAGGCUCGGCUCGGUGGGCUCCACACGGAGCUGAGGGAGCAGCUCAGGAGCCUGCUCCACCUGGCGCAGGUGAAGGCCGAGGAGCGCGAGCAGAAGUCCCGUGACAGCGCCAAGGCCAAGAUUCGAUACGAACGGAUACUGCAGGAGGUCAAAGCCAAGGACCUCUCCAUCGUGGACCACAGGAAGAGGCACCAGGAGAUCGUGUUGAGGCUCAAGGAGUUUUCCCAGCUCUACAACGUCAUCAAGCUGGAGCGCAACAGGUGCGCCAACAUGAUCCUGGCGGCGGCGCAGCAGAGCGCCGAGACUCGAGAGAAGCUCAAGAUCCUGGAGAACGAGCUGGAGAUCCUGGUCUCCUCAUCCAGCAGCAAGGCCCUAAUGGUCCAGAAGCGAAGGAAGAAGCACCAGACGGUGGCGCUGUCCCGCGAUAGCGCCCGUGCGGACACGACGCGGUGCGGGCGUGAAGGGCGAGAGCUGGAGGAGCGGCGCCAGCGCGGCCAGGAAACGCUGGCGAGGCUGCUCGCCCACGUCGAGCGAGCGCAAAGCGGCACCCGGGAGCUACGCUCGCGCUACGAAGAGGCCGUGCGUCAGCGCAGAGCCCGGGCGUCCCAGCUGCUGGAGCGCGAGGGCGAGGUGUGCGCGCUGUACGAGCGCCUGCACGUGGGCGACACGGCGGCACGCGAGGGCCACGUGGCGCUGCAGGCCCUGGAGGAGGAGGCGCGCUUCUUGGCCAUGGCGCGCCUCGAGGAGACGCGGCAGCUGGGCCUGGCACGCCGCGACGGCCCGAGCCGGCGCACGCUGGACGAGCAGCUCAUCGGCCUGCACCUGCAGCUGUUGCAGUACCAGGACCACAUCCGUGAGCUGGAGGGGCAGCUCGAGGACCCCGAGGGCCGCAGGGUCCGAUUCCUCGAAGGAAAGGACCUCUCCCCCAGUGAGCUCGCCAGGAAAACUGAGGAGCUGGAGGAGCAGCUGGCGCACAAGGAGGAACAGCUGCUGGAGAAACAGCUAGUGCUGGAGCAGGUGUCUCGGCUGGCGGAGCGUGCAGAUGCACAGGCGCGCGAGGGGCACAACGACACUUUGUCGCUCGCUGGGAAGAUGAACGGGGCGCGGGGCCGCCUGCGCGCCCGCACGCGCCGCCUCAUGGCGCUCGUGUCGGAGCUGGCCAUGCGGCAGGCGGCGGCGCUGCGCCUGCAGCAGGAGGUGCGGGAGCGGGCGGCGCUGGUGGAGUCGUGCCACGCGCGACUCGCCCAGGGGCUGGCGCCCUGCGACGGCGCCGAGCGCGAGUGGCGCAGCGCGCUCCGCGACGAGCACCGGCGCCGGUGCGAGCGGCUGGCGCGGCAGAAGGAAGAGGCGGCCGCGGCGGACCGGACUAUGGCCGGCGACGGCGCGGCCUCCACCGCCGAGCCGCGACCCAAUUGCUACAUCCCCGACGACGAUUUGGGACUCCCCGUGCCGCGACCCUACGGAGCCCUGGCCCCGUUCAAGCCCAGCGAGGCAGGGGCCUCAAUGAGGCACAUCCGCAAGCCCAGCAUCAAGCCCAUCGAGAUUUAGAGCAGGGCCUGCCAACUGCGGGGUCGCGCACACCCACGGGAGGCAACUGUGAUGAGCUGGCCUCUCUCUGACUAUUUAAGGAAUCGAUCGCUCCACCAUUGCUCAACAAAUCGGAUAACACGACGGUAGUCGAAAUGCAACGUCCCUAAUGUGUUCCCACGUGUGACGGGGGACAGGAGGUCAUGAGCAGAGUUUGAUGGCGUCAUGGUCAUCGUCGGCCGCGUCGCGCUAGCAGUGACGGCCGCCGAGUGAUCGACGGCAGAAAGAGUCUCUCACGUAAGUUUUAGUGGAGGGAUUGACUUGGUCGCCUCGUCGUGCCAGCUCGCACCUGUCAAGGUAGUGGAGCGCCCAGAGGCCACAUCCACACUCCCCCUUUCCCCACUCUCGAGCCAGGUCUGGAUGCAUAUUGAAGUAAUUAUGUCUCCUUGUUCAUGACGUGACAGUCUUGUCGGGUGGUGGAGGGUUAAUGACAAGAAUUUUGGCAUAAAACUACCACGUGGCCUAACCCAAAACCAAGCGUGGACUCAUUGCCAUGGCUACGAAAGCCGGGUCCUAUGUUCCUCUUCCUGGCUCUCAAUGCAAUGCCAAUCGUGCAUCUUUGAGUACUUAACAGUUUCUACAUAUGUUUGAGUUGCGUCCUUAGGAAGGCUGAGACGUACAUUAGAUAAACUCUGCAACCCUGCAGUGUAACACAUGUGGGUUUCCUCCCAUACGUAUUAACACAAUCUGGUUUCCAACUCUCUGGGUUUGACCCAUGAACUGUGUAUUGACAUUAAUAAAUUGUCUGAAAACAUCUUAACAUAUAUAGGGGACUGCAGAACUUGGGAAAUUGUUGGUGCCGGCUCAUCACCUGGCUGCUGCCUUCCCAGUUGUCUGUGGUUCCUCUCCGUGCCUCUGAGUUGUUCUCUCAUUGAGAGCGAGUGAGUAAUGUGUGGCGGCACGUUGCAAGUUAAAUUGAUUAAUGUUACAGUGGCAUUCCACUCAAAAAAAAACAAAGCGCCAUUGAAGCCGGCUACUCAUUUGUAUUCGAUUUGCCAAAUCAUAUUAUGAUAAAUUAUUAUAUUAUAAAAAUUAUUAAUUGUGACUGCUAUUUUUCAGAUGUUUUGUAAUUGUAUGCUUUGCCAAAUUCAGACUAAAUGAUGGACUAUGAACUACAUCUUUUUUUGGUUAUUAUGGAAGCAAUUUGUUUUCAUUAUUUGUGUUAUCCCAAUGGUAACGUGUGGCUGUAGUGUGAACAUUCACAUAGUAUGUGUUGGCGCAGUGUAGCAAUAUGUUGAAACGGUGUUGUCACUGAGUAACCCUUAUGUCUUGACUUAAAGCUUUCGUGACUGCAGGAAUUCAUAUUUUUUGGGUCUUUCGCUAAAGUCACGUAGAUAGAAAUAAAAUAAAUAUGUAAAUAUCAGGACGUUUCGAUCGCAACAGCAGCUCUCCCACUGUAUUUUUUACCUGAUGACGAUUGCUUGUUUUGCGAUCGAUACGUCGUGAUAUUUUUAUUUUAUUAUAAUUUUUCUAUUUACGUGGCUUUACCGAAAGACCCAAGGAAUAUAACCCUUAUGUGGUUUAAACAUAUUCUUGAAUUGUGUGAAGUUUUCCUAUUUUUAAAUGUGCAUGGUGGCAACAUCAUUGUUUCACGUGGAUAAAUUGUACCCAUCAGUGGAAUAAGUGUGGCUUAUGCUGCCCUCCCAGUCGAAGAUGGAUAUAAGCCACAACCCAGGGGAGCUUAUGUCUUAAAUUGUAUUGAUUAACCAACCUUUUCUGCAAAUAAUAACCUUGUAAACGUAUAACAAUCGUAACAAUGCCUUUAACAUAUGUGCAGAAUUGGUUCUGUUCAGUUGAGUACUUCCCUACCAAGUGGCUUCUGCUGUAUCGCAGCAGUGAACAGAUAUGCAAUCACACAUGCACACAUCGGAGUGAGAGAGAGAGCCCAGCCACAGCAACACUUCCUGCAAUGGGCAUGCAUGUUGACAGCGAUAGGGCUCGCCAUUGCUUAUAGUUGGUGCCUACGCAGCAUUUAAAUAAAGACACAAAUGCAGAAGCAAA
Molecule: messenger RNA, 5310 nt
Organism: Lethenteron reissneri (Far Eastern brook lamprey)
Lineage: Eukaryota; Metazoa; Chordata; Hyperoartia; Petromyzontiformes; Petromyzontidae
Gene: CCDC146
Product: coiled-coil domain containing 146
Cellular component (GO): cytoskeleton
Source: RefSeq, a predicted model, not a curated record